Molecule: messenger RNA, 4240 nt
Organism: Aegilops tauschii subsp. strangulata
Lineage: Eukaryota; Viridiplantae; Streptophyta; Magnoliopsida; Poales; Poaceae
Product: glutamate receptor 3.1
Cellular component (GO): membrane
Molecular function (GO): ligand-gated monoatomic ion channel activity
Source: RefSeq, a predicted model, not a curated record
GAGUGAAUGUGAUGAAACACUAGCUGCAGGGCUGGAUGCAAAUGCCUAGCUUGUAAGGCCGACUAAGAAUAAGGCUGAAUGCACAUAUGUUCUGCCUGGAAAUGCAUGGACUUAAUUUCCCUUUUUUGAGGAUUGAAAUGCAUGAACUUCACAUGAAGCAGCCAGCACAAAAUCCUCACCUGAUUCUAAAAAAAAAUAAAAAAAAUCCUCACCUCACCUUUGUAAUCUUGCUCAGUAAAUACAGGUGCUCGAUUAAUCAUGGCUCCGCCGCGCCAUGUUUAGCUCGUGACACGCGUUUGAUUGAUUUCAGUUUCUAAUGCCAACUGAACUAACAAGCCGAGGUUGACUUGGAUCAUCUGACAGUUAUUUUGUUUGCCUGCAGGCAUGCUAGUCUGCAUCAUCUCACCCUGCAUAACAUAAAGAUCAUCGGAAUCGGAUCUAAUACCUUUCUUAGAUCAUCGGAAUCGGAUCUAAUACCUUUCUUUGGCCGGUCACACACUCUAGCUAGGGUUCUUCGAGCAGGUUGCUUGCAUACUUUCCCUUUUUCCGAGAAUCAACAUUGACCGUACACUCACAAAGGCGCGCACACACACGCGCGCGCGCACGCACGCACACACACACACACACUCAAACAAAUGCCUACUGAAGGCCCGAUCAAAGUUAUGGAGUUUAAAAUUGAUGGAAUCGCCACAUGUGUCUCGCUAUUUGAUACUCCAGUGACGUAAGCGGGCUUAUAUUUCUUUACAGAGGGAGUAUUUAUGUAUGAGUUAUGAUUAAAUCAUAGGGGUUUUUCAAACUACAUUUAGCAGGAGAAGUUCCAUUCGGUUCAAGCAUUUUCAAAUAUAUCUUUUUGGAACAUUUAACAUAUUGAUUUGUUUGUUUUAUCUUUCUGGCGCAAUCUAGACUUGGGUCAACUUAACUAAUUCUAUGACAGUUGAAUAUUCGGGUGGGCCCCGACUGUCAUCGUGCAAGGUUAACACCGUCUCCGUCUCCCUUCUUUCUCCUCCGUCGUCCACCUCCGCUAUAAAUACCACUCACUUAAAAUAAAAUAAAGAGCUCGACCGACAGAGGCAGCUCGCGGUCUGCUCUCAGUCCACUCCUCGUCGUCGUCGAGCGGCGCCGGCGCCGCGGCAGCAGCGGCCAGCGUCCGACGGGAGGCCGACAUUUCCUCUUGGCGGGGGCCGAAGGAAGCCAACCCGGGGUUUUCAGCACAUAAAUAAGUUGCUAACAUGCAGACAAGCGUCCAGUAGCCUUUGAACCAUUUGAGGCACAAUGGAGAUAGCUUUUCUCACGUUGUUGGUUCUCUCUCUGCUCCUAUCCCCUAGUGGCAUCUGCAAGAGUUUAGCUGCAGGGCCUCCUGUUGUGAAUAUUGGCUCCAUUCUUCAAUUUAACUCCACCACUGGAGGUGUUGCGGAGGUUGCCAUCCGUUCAGCCUUGGAAGAUAUCAACUCUGAUCCAACAGUUCUAAAUGGAACUACACUAAAGGUUAAAAUAAAGGAUACAAAUUGCUUUGAUGGUUUCCUUGGCAUGGUUCAAGGUUUGCAGUUCAUGGAGACUGAUGUUAUUGCAAUCGUUGGCCCCCAGUGCUCCACAAUUUCUCAUAUCAUUUCAUAUGUAGCAAAUGAGCUCCGAGUCCCUCUGAUGUCCUUUGCUUCUGAUGCAACUCUUUCAACGAUACAGUUCCCAUUCUUUGUCAGAACUGGUUCCAGUGAUCUCUAUCAAAUGGCGGCCGUGGCAGCACUUGUUGACUACAACCACUGGAAGAUAGUGACUGCCAUAUACAUUGAUAAUGAUUAUGGUAGAAAUGGAAUUAUUGCUUUGGAUGAUGCACUCACUGCAAAGCGUUGCAAAAUCUCCUACAAGGUGAGUUUUCCUUCCAAUGCUAAAAGGAGUGAGCUCAUAAAUUUGUUGGUUAGUGUCAGUUAUAUGGAAUCUCGUGUUAUCAUUCUCCAUACUGGAGCUGAACAUGGACUCAAGUUUUUCUCUAUGGCAAACCAACUGAACAUGAUGGGCAACAGCUAUGUGUGGAUUGCAACUGACUGGCUGUCUGCCUAUCUUGAUGCUAAUUCAUCAGUUCCUGCUGACAUUAUAUCUGGCAUGCAAGGUGUUCUUACUUUACGGCCACAUAUCCCCAACUCAAAGAUGAAGAGUAAUUUGAUCUCCAAGUGGAGCAGCCAAAGUCAUAAGUACAACCAUAGUGAUCUUCGUGUAAAUACUUAUGGUUUUUAUGUUUAUGAUAGUGUCUGGGCAUUAGCUCGGGCUCUGGAUGCCUUCUUCGGUGAUGGUGGUAGGAUUUCCUUUUCAAAUGACUCAAAGUUACACGAUGAAGCUGGGGAGACUCUUCACCUUGAAGCAAUGAGCAUUUUUGACAUGGGAAAUAAAUUAUUGGAGAAUAUUAGAAAGGUAAACUUCACUGGGGCAUCUGGGCAAGUGCAAUUCGAUGCUUCAGGUGACCUCAUUCAUCCUGCAUAUGACAUCAUAAACAUCAUCAGAAAUGGCAUGCGGACUGUUGGUUUUUGGUCAAAUUAUUCUGGCUUGUUGUCGACCAUCUCUCCAGAGGCUCUAUAUUCAAAGCCUCCUAAUACUUCUCUAGCCAAUCAGCAUCUCUAUGAUGUUAUUUGGCCUGGGGAGACUGCACAGAGGCCUCGAGGAUGGGUUUUUCCUUCUAAUGCCAAGGAGUUGAAAAUUGGCGUUCCCAACAGAUUUAGCUUCAAAGAGUUCGUCACGGAAGACAAUGGUACUGGGUCAAUUAAAGGUUAUUGCAUCGAUGUCUUUACUCAGGCAUUGUCUUUGCUUCCUUAUCCUGUUAGCUACAAGUUCAUACCCUUUGGGAGUGGUACUGAAAAUCCUAAUUAUGACAAACUCAUACAUAUGGUUGAAUCAAAUGAGUUUGAUGCAGCCAUAGGGGAUAUCGCAAUUACAAUGAGCCGGACAGUAACUAUUGAUUUCACCCAGCCAUUCAUUGAAACAGGCUUGGUUAUCUUGGCUCCGGUUAAAAAGCAUAUAAAAACAUCCUGGGCAUUCUUGCAGCCAUUUACUUUGGAGAUGUGGUGUGUUACAGGGUUGUUCUUUCUUAUUGUGGGUGUGGUUGUUUGGGUUCUUGAACAUCGAAUCAAUGAGGAUUUCCGGGGUCCACCAAGUCAACAAAUAAUAACUAUUUUCUGGUUCAGCUUUUCGACUUUGUUCUUCUCCCACAGAGAAAAUACUAUGAGCACCUUAGGGCGCGGUGUGUUACUCAUAUGGCUAUUUGUUGUUUUGAUCAUUGUAUCCAGCUAUACCGCGAGUCUUACUUCCAUCCUGACCGUGCAACAACUUGAUACUUCUAUAAAAGGAAUCAAUGACCUGAAAAAUAGUGAUGAUCCUGUUGGUUUCCAAGUUGGUUCGUUUGCACAAGACUACAUGGUUAAUGAACUGAAUAUCUCACGGUCAAGGCUACGAGCUCUUGGUUCCCCACAAGAAUACGCUGAUGCCCUGCAGCUAGGCCCUAAGAAAGGAGGUGUUAUGGCUAUUGUUGACGAGCGCCCCUAUGUUGAGCUGUUUUUGUCAACUUACUGCAAGAUUGCUGUAGCUGGCUCAGAUUUCACCAGCAGAGGAUGGGGCUUUGCAUUUCCAAGGGACUCCCCUUUGCAAGUAGACCUGUCCACCGCAAUCCUCUCAUUGUCAGAGAAUGGGGAGCUGCAGCGGAUCCGUGACAAGUGGGUCAAGACAGGCGAUUGCACAACUGACAACAGCGAGUUUGUUGACUCGGACCAGCUCCGCCUCGAGAGCUUCUUUGGCCUGUUCCUAAUCUGUGGUGUGGCAUGUGUCCUCGCGCUGCUCAUCUACUUUGGUAUCAUGCUACGCAAAUACCUGAAACAUCAUCCGAGGAGGAGCCUCAGAAGAUUCAUCUCGUUCGUCCAUAGCAAGGAGACGCCAAAGAACAUGGAGAGGCGAUCCAUGAGCCUGCUUAGAAGCUCGACACCAACAACGCUGAUGAGCAGCCUUACUGCCCUUGACAUAGAAAGGCCGGCCAGGCCAGUUAGAAAUGACACCGCUAUUGACAUGGAAAGCUAGUUCAUCUGUACAAAAGCUAGUGCAUGGUUUUCUUAGGUCAGGUGGUUAACUGUUCUGUGUGAAACAACACUGGGGUCGACUAACCUAGGUUGGAAAGCCAGGCACCAGGGGUGUAUAGAGGGGGUUGAAAAUACUUCGUAAGUACUAAAAUUUAAGAAAUAAGAGAAGGAAUGAUCACUUUUUUCUU